AAUCUCAAAUUCAUAAUUUCAAUAAAAUGGGCCCAUCUUCUGCUGCUUUCACAUUAAUGAGGAAAGAAAAAACAGGAUUGGGAUGGAUAGAAUGGAUACAAGGAUGGUAUCGUUUAACAUAUGAAACACUAUUUCAAAAAAUCAAUGCUAGGAAUUUACAUGACCCUUUGCCUUUACCUCCUUUAAAUGGCCAAACUUGCAUUGUAACAGGAGCUACAAGUGGUAUUGGACUUGAAAUUGCUAGGCAAUUAGCAAAUUCAGGUGCACAUCUUGUCAUGGCUGUAAGAAACACAAAUCUUGCACAUCAAAUCAUCCAAAAAUGGCAAAGAAAUGAACCCGACUCGAGCCCCUUAAGCAUCGAUGUUUUAGAACUCGAUCUCCUUUCUCUUAAAUCUGUCGUAAAAUUUGCACAAGAAUGGAAUUCAAGAUCAAAACCCCUGCAUGGUCUAAUCAAUAAUGCUGGUAUUUAUUCCAUAGGACAACCUCAGAAAAUUUCUAAAGACGGGUACGAAACACAUCUACAAGUUAACCAUCUUGGCCCUGCAUUACUUUCUGUAUUACUCUUACCUUCACUAAAAAGAGGUGCUCCAAGUAGAAUUGUUAAUGUGAAUUCGCUUCUGCAUACAGUUGGUUUUGUUGAUUCCCAAGAUAUGAAUUUUAUAACCAAGAAGAAUAAGUUCUUGAGUCGAAAGGCUUAUUCAAAUAGUAAGUUGGCACAAAUUAUGUUUAGCAGUAUGUUUCAGAAAUACAUACCAACUGAUGCUGGAAUUUAUACGUUAUGCGUAGAGCCAGGAGCUGUACGGACAAAUGUAACGAGGGAUCUUCCGAGGAUUUUGAAUAUUCUCUAUCAGAAAAUGUUUUUUUUCAUGUUUGAUGCUCAACAAGGUUCAAGAAGUGCACUUUUUGCUGCUACUGAUGUUGAUAUCUUAAAAUAUUGUGAUAAGUUGAAGGCAGAAGAGUGGCCUGUUUGUGCCUUCAUUGGUUGCCAUUGUAAACCUACGAAUCCUAGUAAAGAAGCACAUAAUGUGGAGACUUGUUAUCAAGUAUGGGAGAAGACAUUGGAAAUGGUUGGUCUUUCUACAGAUGUUGUUGACAUGAUUUUUCAAGGAAAAGAAAUUCAUUGCCGCUAUGGGACUGACAAAGAUCAGUAAGCAUGUUGCUCCCUACUUACACAAAAAGAUUUUUUUUAAUCCUAUUUGCACAGUAUAAUUUUCCGACGAGGAGGAUUCAAUUGUACUCCUCCUUAUUACAUGUAGCGCUGCCCAGAGGCGUAUUCACCAUCCAGUGUAGAAGCUAUGGGUUCAACUGAACUCAUAGUUUUUGCUCGUAUCUUGUAUUUUUACCCACAAAAUCAUUA
Nicotiana tabacum (common tobacco) is the source of this 1357-nucleotide messenger RNA. Its product is annotated as dehydrogenase/reductase SDR family member FEY-like. The record is from RefSeq and is a predicted model, not a curated record. Lineage: Eukaryota; Viridiplantae; Streptophyta; Magnoliopsida; Solanales; Solanaceae.